AUUAUAUUAAUUUAUUUUCAUAAACUGUCAGUUAAUGGCAUUCAUUAUUGCAAUGAUUAGAGACCGUUCAAUGACAACAAAAAUGUUUUAGUUUUGUGUCGACCAUUCAUCAGAUGUGAUAUUUUAAUAACUGAUUAUCAAUCAGACCAUUAAUCAGACGCACAUAUAAACCAUAUACUGACCAAACAUGUCGAUAACGAGUAGCAUCAGUGGUUAUCGGUGGACACAAUUGAUACGAGAGCUCAAAGUUGAGCCAUUCCUCUUCCUCUACAUGUUUUCGUAUAGUUUGUCGUCAAUGGCUGUGUCACAGCUAGUCCAAGACAAACUGUGUCGGCUUAGGUACGAACAACAACCUCAAUACUGUGUAGAGAUUAACUCACCAGAGUAUGACCACUCGGCCGACGAGAUCAAGUCGGCCAUAUUGACCGAUUCGGGUUUUAUAGUACUGUACCGUAUGAUCAUAUCGACCAUUCCGUGCGCCAUUUGGUCGCUGUUUAUCGGGUCGUGGAGUGACAAAUAUAUUCACGGCCGCAAACUUAUUAUGGUUUUCGGUGCAUUCGGCGCCGUCAUCGAGUCGAUCGCACUUAUUAUAAAUGCCGCCGUUUUUACCUCAGAUGUCUAUCUCAUACUAUUGUCAUUUAUACCGUCAGCACUUUUUGGUGGUAUUAUAGCCACACUUAUGUCGACAUAUGCUUAUUGUUCGGCUACCAGUGACCGCUCUACCCGAGCAAUACGUUUUGCAUGUCUUGAGGUCAGCUUCUGGUUGCCCCAGCCUUUGGGCUCAUUUAUUGGCGGCCAGAUUCUAGGCGACGGCGAUGACAAAAAUGUGAACCAACUCUACCAUUAUAUCGCCGUUUUUAUUGUGUCACUUUGCGGCCAAUUGGCAGCACUCGGUUGGGUCCUAAUAGUGGUCAACGAGCAGCCAAAAGAGCCUGAAGUUCAGAUUGUCAACUCAGACCUGUUUGAGGCCAGUUCGGUCACUGACCAGUCAAUCGACAGCGAUGUAAUGAUCAAAUCAACCGAAUCGAUAACCGAUGCCAUUGUCAAACACUUGCGAGAAUUGUUUGACAUAAGCAAUGUUAUCGAUAUAUUUCACACGUGUUGUAAACAUCGGUCACAUAAGGUUAGGGCACAGAUUUGGCUCCUAUUUAUCUCCAUAUUCUGUGUGAUGUUGUCCUAUAUGGGCUCAAUGAUCAUACUCUGGCAAUAUGUGGAAAAAUUGUUCAGUUGGUCGGCAAAAAAGUACUCAAAUGUUAAUUCAUUGGUCACAAUAUUUACUAUCGUUUCGAUGGCUAUUAUUAUACCGGUGUUUAUGAAGAGAUAUAAAGUUCGUGAUAUGCUUUUGGCCAUCAUUGGUGUGGUAUCACUGUUCAUGCAAUGCCUAAUGCGUGGAUCAUUGCAACGGCCAAUAGGUCUUUACCUAUCAUUUAUUGUGGGUAUGUUUGCACCGAUAACAAUGAUUGCCAUCCGAUCGAGACUCUCGAAGAUUAUUCAUGAAGACGAAGUGGGAAAAGUGUUUAGUUUGAUGGCCACAGUUGAGGCCAUCGCACCAACACUGGCUUCGGUAUAUUACUCGAGUGUUUUUGGAGCCAGUAUUGACACUUAUCCUGGACUGGCCUUUCAGAUAGCGGCCGGCAUAUUGUUGAUUCCAUUGGGUAUUUUCAUAUGGAUUGAUCUGUAUUGUAGGCCAAAAUAA
This is a messenger RNA of Oppia nitens, 1696 nucleotides long. RefSeq names its product solute carrier family 46 member 3-like. Bases 188 to 1696 code for a protein of 502 amino acids. Gene Ontology annotation, biological process: transmembrane transport. Gene Ontology annotation, cellular component: membrane. Gene Ontology annotation, molecular function: transmembrane transporter activity. The transcript is spliced from 6 exons. The record is from RefSeq and is a predicted model, not a curated record. NCBI's taxonomy places the organism in Eukaryota, Metazoa, Arthropoda, Arachnida, Sarcoptiformes, Oppiidae.